ACUGGGUCUCAACUCGUUUGGUACUUCAACACCUCUCUCUCUCUCUCUUCAUUGCUGCAGUGAAUAGGAAAAGUCACCCCGUGCGCGCUGUCAGAGUCCAAGCAUAACGAUAGCGGAUCAUUUGAACAUGAUGGGAUUUAACCGAAGACAUACGGAGCUCUGCAAUUAACAACGGAUUGGUGGGAUAUCAAAGGAGUUUACCAUGCAGCGAACAACAAUCUGUUUGUGGAAUAACACUUUCGAGAGAUUGACGAAAAGUUUACAAAUCUGAAUGGGAUUGUAGAAGCAACAUGCUAAAGUACGGAGGCAAAUAUGUCAAUUAUACCGGUAUGCAAAGAGAAAAGCUCGGGUUUUAGAGCAAGUCAUCUUUUCUGGGCGUUACGAGACCUCCACACCAUUUUCUGAGCGAGAAUGAAAAUAAGAUUUGCCUUUCCAAGCAGACUGCGGAAGAAGAAUUUCAUUUCUUCUUUAUCAUUGCUGCUGGUGAUCUGUGCCUUCUUGCUGCUCUUCCUAAAGUUCACUGUUAAAUACAGCAUUACCAUUGAAACCUAUGGGUCUACCGCAGGCUACAAUGACAUUGAGCUCCUCCAUCGCUACAACAUUGACUGCAAUGCCAUCUAUGAAAUGGAGCCGGCCGAGUUGGGGAAGUCGCUGGUCAUCAGAAAACAGGUUGUGGUGGAAGAGCAGGACAAGAGCUUGGUCAACCUGAUCUCCAAUUGCCCGCGAUACCUCCGCUCUCGGGGCUAUGGGGAUGUCCAAGUGUCUGAGGAGGAGCAGGCCUUCCCCCUGGCCUACUCACUGGUGGUCCACAAGUCUGCCUCCAUGGUGGAGAAGAUCCUCAGGGCUGUCUACACCCCUAACAACAUCUACUGUAUCCACUAUGACCUGAAGUCAUCAGAACUGUUCAGAGAGUCCAUGGAGGGUCUGGCACGCUGUCUACCCAAUGUCUUCAUCGCCUCUAAGCUGGAGGCAGUGACGUACGCCAGCAUCAGCCGCCUCAAUGCUGACCUCAACUGCCUGUCUGACCUUAUAGGAUCAAAGGUCAAGUGGAGGUAUGUCAUCAACCUGUGCGGUCAGGACUUUCCCCUGCGCUCCAACAUAGAGUUGGUGGCUGACCUGAAGAAGCUCCGGGGGGGUAACAUGAUGGAGACAAGUCGCCCCAGCGAAUACAAGAAGCAACGUUUCUCCUUCCACCACGAGCUGCAGAACGCAUCAUUCGAGUACCACCGGCUGCCGGUGAAAACUAACAAGGCCAAGGGUCCUCCGCCGCACGGCAUACAGAUGUUCAUCGGCAGCGCGUACUUCGUACUCUCGCUGGAGUUCGUCACUUAUAUGAACAAGUCUGCGCUGGCCAGGGACUUCCUGAUGUGGUCAAAUGACACCUACUCCCCAGACGAACACUUCUGGGCCACGCUGACACGGGUGCCGGGCGUGCCAGGUGAGGUGCCACGGGCCCAGGCCGACAUCACAGACCUGAUGAGCAAGACCAGACUGGUGAAGUGGAACUACCUGGAGGGACCGCUUUACCCAUCAUGCACAGGGAAACACGUCCGCAGUGUGUGUAUCUAUGGGGCGGGGGAGCUGCGCUGGCUACUGAACUACGGCAGCUGGUUCGCUAAUAAGGUGGACGCCAAAGUUGACCCGGUCCUUAUCCAAUGUCUUGAGGAUACAUUACAGGAGAAACAGAGACUCUUGGUCAAGGCUAUGAAGUCACAACAAAAGAUUCCCUCCUCUGUGUUAGCAGUUGAUGUUAUUCUUCAAUAAUACAAACUCCAAAGCAAAUAAGGGGGAGAAAAUUUGAUUUAUUUGAGAAAGACAAAUCAUAGAUGUUAUGCUGGGAGGUAGAUGUUCAGUCUCCCCGGUCCUCAGCUUUUCUCAACAGAACAAAGGACAGGAUGCCAUUGAUAACCCCCCACCCUAGCCUGGGAUUGACCAAUAACAAGGAUACUUGUUAUUGGGCCAAUGGCCAAAUUACAAGUAUCCUGCUCCAGACUCAAUGUACAGACCAAUGAAAACGUGGCACACAUAGCUCUGAGUCCAGGACUGACAUUCCACAGAUUCUAAACAGCUGUUGAACUGAAGACCUACUAUUUACAUUGACAAUUCCCUAUUGAUCGUUAAUUCUAGUACUCUCGUCCUCUUAUCCUCUGCGCUGUGUAUUUAUUUUCAAAAUAUUCUUAUACCUGGAAAAGGUUAAAUAAAUGGAUGAUUGAUUAUUAAUGGGUUAAUUCAUGUGGGAAUAUGGAACCUUUGUAAUGCUGUUUUUGACAGCACCAUUUUGGUAUUUUUUUAAAGACUUUUGUCUUUGAGUUGAUCAUGUCCGAAACUCAAUUGAUGUGACAGUGCUUUAUGGUAUAUAUGACAGUGGAAUACUGGAUGAGAUAGUGGAAUGCUGGAUGAGAUAGUGGAAUGCUGGAUAAGAUAGUAGAAUGCUGGAUGAGAUAGACUUGGCUAUCUAUGUUAGGGUUAUUCUCUCGUUUUGCAACUUGAGACUUGAAGUGGGGAAUGUUUGUGAUAGUCUGACCUUUAUGUAAUAUGGAUUAGGUUAACCAGGGCCUUGGCUCCCCGGGUGAAAGCAUGUGAAAACCAGCGUAUGAUGACUAGAGUAUGUAUACUGACUUCAGAAAGUAUUCACAUCCCUUGACAUUUUCCAGAACUUGUUGUGUUACAUCCUGAAUUUAAAAUAGAUUGCAUUGAGAUUUUGUGUCACUGGCCUAUACACAAUACCCCAUAAUAUCAAUUCAUGUUUUUAUAAAUAUUAAUUUACAUAAGUAUUCACACCCCUGAGUCAUACAUGUAAGGAUCACCUUUGACAGCAAUUAUAGCCGUUACUCUUUCUAGGUAAGUCUCUAAGAGCUUUGCACACCUUGAUUGUACACUAUUUGUAAAAAAAAAAAAAUCAAAAUUCUUC
Messenger RNA from Oncorhynchus mykiss (rainbow trout), 2911 nucleotides. RefSeq names its product beta-1,3-galactosyl-O-glycosyl-glycoprotein beta-1,6-N-acetylglucosaminyltransferase 4-like. Gene Ontology annotation, cellular component: membrane. NCBI's taxonomy places the organism in Eukaryota, Metazoa, Chordata, Actinopteri, Salmoniformes, Salmonidae. The record is from RefSeq and is a predicted model, not a curated record. Gene Ontology annotation, molecular function: acetylglucosaminyltransferase activity.